AACUUCUUUCGCACCAGAAACUUUCGACAUCGUUGCUGACGUUCCGCUGCGCUCUACCUUGCUACACCUCCGCUUACCAGAAUGAUCAUUGUUUAGUCGCAACUGUGCUCAAGUCGAAUGCUUCUCGUGGCUGUAUCUUGAUAGUAAUGUCUUGACCUUGGAAAUGCUGCUUCCGCUCGUCGGGGCCGGAGUUGUUCAUCAACCCCGUUCCCAAUAUGGUACCUCCCAUCUUCCAAGGUCUGAAACGACCUUUCGCGACAACGCUGUUGGACUUUGGUCAGGCGAAUAUGGGCCCAGGAGGUCUGCGACAACUCGAUCUGCUCGCCCGUCUUGCUGACAACCCGUCCCCAAAACGACGCCAGAACGGCUCGCCGGUACACGAUGAACCAUGUCCAGCAGGUACUAGCUGUAAGUUCUCGUUCUCAACAAUUAAAACCAUACCUAAUCUCCAUCUAUUCAGCCGUGUCAAGCAGUGUUGCCUCUCCAAGUGCAAAUGUGCGAUUUGAUCCCGAUGCCUCCAUAGUGUUGGUGGGCAUGCAUGGCUCUGGCAAGUCUACGCUGGCCAUCAUCGCCUCUACAGCAAUGAAAAGACGAAUUGUAGAAACGGAAAAGGCCUUUCACGAAGCGACUGGACUCUCAACUACGGCCUUCAAGAAGACCCAUGGCAGUGUCCAAUACCAACAACGCCAGUACGGCGUGCUGCAAAGGAUUCUUUCCGCACAUCAGAAAGGCUGCAUCAUCGUCUCGUCCUGGAUGGAACCGGGCGCCCAACAUCUAUUCCAGGAAUUCAAAACUUCGCACCCCGUGAUCCAUAUUGUCAGGGAUCAGAAGGCAGUUGCCGACUAUCUACAGGUGGCGGACCAGGUCAAACUUCUGGAGUUGUUGAACUACUCAGCCAACACUUACCGAGCGUGUGUCAACUUGGAGUUCUUCAACAUUUCCGAGGAGCCUCUGGCGACGGACGACUCGACCAUCAUGGAGUCUACAGCACUGGACCCCAAUUGCGACCAGAAAUCGCCAGCGCCCUACUUGACUUUGAAACGAGCAGAAAGGCAUUUUCUCAAGUUUCUGUCGUUGGUUACGCCCAAGGGAACGAUUCCGUUCAUUGAGACAGCGUUUCCGCUUGCCUCGGUUCCAGCCGAGAAGCGACAGUUUACAUACGCCGUGUCCUUUCCGUUAUCGAAGUUCCUCACGGACUAUCUGAGGAUAGAGGACCUGGAGACCGGUGCAGACGCAAUAGAAAUCGUUCUAGAUGACGUCUAUUGUCGGCCGGAGGAGACCUCUGGUCUCGGUCCCGCUCGUGCGAGUCAAAUCAGCAGAAUCGUCGCGCACAUCCGGAGGAACGUCGUCAUCCCCAUUAUUUUCCAUGUCCCUUGGCCACGCCAGGGCAUAGCCACCGGUGCGCAGAAAACACGGUACAUGCAAAAUAUCUUACACGGGCUACUUCUUGCCCCCGAAUACGUCACUGUCGACCUGAGGCUAGACGAACAGUCUCUUUCUUGGAUCAUGGAUUGCAAGAAGAGAUCUGUAUCAAAAUAUAUCGGCACAGUGAACGUGCCCGAAAGUCAACCAUCUUCUUGGACCGAUCCGAUAUGGAUGUCCCACUACCAAAAGGCUCGUGACAUUGGAUGCGACUUGGUCCGGCUACUCCGACCAGCGACGCAGAUCGAAGACAACUUUGAGCUCAACCAUUUACGGCAUGCGAUCAGCGGCCUAGAACAGCCAGAGCUUCCGGUGAUCGCGUUCAAUACUGGGACCAAAGGCAGAAACUCGCAAUGCUUCAAUCAAAUCCUCACAUCGGUCAUUCCCGAGUCUCUGGUUGGAAUAAUGUCCGAGGACGACACGUCCUCAUCCUACAUCCCGCCAGCGAUAACUGCACUGCAGGCGACAAGGGCCCUUCAUUCGUGCUUCGUCAAUGAUGCUAUGAAGCUUUACGUGUUCGGCGCCAAUGUAGGAUACAGCAUGUCCCCGGCGAUGCACAACACGGCACUGAAGGCGUGUGGGAUACCACACGAAUACCGGCCGUACUCGACCGACUCGUUGAAAAACAUCCAGCAUCUGGUCCACGAUCCCCUAUUUGCCGGGGCGUCGGUAGGGCUUCCGUUCAAAAUCGAAGUCAUCAGUCUGACGCACUCGUUGAGCAGCCAUGCCAAAGCCAUCGGUGCCGUUAACACGCUUAUCCCCGUCCGGAGUUUGAACUCAGAUGGGAGCGUUCCGAACAACGCAAUCUUCCAUGCCAACAGAGCUGGUCCCGUCUUGGGUCUGUACGGGGAAAACACGGACUGGAUCGGCAUCAGGGCCUGUAUCCGACGGGGUCUGUCCCCCGCCAACGCCGUGCGCUCCAGCACAUCUGGACUUAUCAUCGGCGCCGGCGGCAUGGCCCGAGCAGCCGUCUACUCGAUGCUCCAGCUUGGAGUCAAGAACAUCGCCAUCUACAACAGGACUCCAUCCAACGCCGACAAGUUGGUGGCACAUUUCACAAGACUCCUUGCAAGGGACGACCUACCUUUGCUUAGUCCUAGUACCGACGCCGAAACCAUAUUCCACAUCCUGCGCUCUCGUGAUGAACCCUGGCCUGCCGGCUUCCGCCCCGCCACCAUGAUCGUCUCUUGUAUUCCAACGCACGCCAUUGGUGACAGCCCGGCGCCUCACUUCACACUUCCUGCGGCAUGGAUGCAGAGUUCCACGGGAGGCGUUGUGGUCGAGCUGGCUUACAAGUACCUGAACACGCCGCUGUUGGAACAGGUGCGGGCCGAGGCGCAUCGCGGAUGGGUGCCAAUGGAUGGCCUGGACUUAUUGCCUGAACAAGGGUUUGCCCAGUUUGAGCUUUUCACGGGGAGACGGGCGCCCCGGCGACUGAUGCGUGGUGAGGUCUUCAGGUCGUACCCUGAGGAGCAAGGCAAGUCGAAUCAGACGCAGCUCCAGCCGCGAUUGGAGAAUAUCGUUGAACAGGAGCCGUAGAAUGACGGACUUUGUGAUUCACGAUUCACGAUGCCAUAUGAGGUGAGGGCCUACGAUCCUUUGAAGUAAUCUGGUUGGCAAGCUUCCGGGCGUGAGACGGGGCCUAUCCCGUCCACAGACCGUGACUUCCAGUCCAUUCAGCUAGAUAUGUAGCACGAUAGACCUGGCUAGAAUAUGCAACAUGAUCC
This is a messenger RNA of Pseudomassariella vexata, 3149 nucleotides long. RefSeq names its product type I 3-dehydroquinase-domain-containing protein. Gene Ontology annotation, molecular function: 3-dehydroquinate dehydratase activity; 3-phosphoshikimate 1-carboxyvinyltransferase activity; shikimate 3-dehydrogenase (NADP+) activity. The transcript has a single exon. Bases 382 to 2961 code for a protein of 859 amino acids. NCBI's taxonomy places the organism in Eukaryota, Fungi, Ascomycota, Sordariomycetes, Amphisphaeriales, Pseudomassariaceae. The record is from RefSeq and is a predicted model, not a curated record. Gene Ontology annotation, biological process: chorismate biosynthetic process.